Molecule: messenger RNA, 318 nt
Organism: Didymodactylos carnosus
Lineage: Eukaryota; Metazoa; Rotifera; Eurotatoria; Philodinida; Philodinidae
Source: the annotation of a GenBank genome assembly
AUGAACAAAACGCGUUUGAACGCUACUUGCCAGGUAAACGCGUUCGAACGCGGUGCCGAACUUAACCGAGUAUGGUCGGUGCGUUGUACAGCUACAAUUCAAGCAUCCGAUAGAAAACAAACGGGAGUUUUGGUACGUGGUAGUGCUGCUGAAUUAAAAGCAUUAAUUGAUUCUGUAAUAGAAAAUGAAAAAACAUUAACGAAAGAUGCAGCUAAGAAUAAAUUUGAAGAAAUGUGGAAAAAGAAAAUCGAUUAUAUUGAAAGUAGUUUCAAUGUCGAAGAACAAAUUCGAAUGGCAAUAAAAUUUGGAAACAAAUGA